This is a messenger RNA of Talaromyces rugulosus, 948 nucleotides long. RefSeq lists its product as uncharacterized. The transcript has 2 exons. NCBI's taxonomy places the organism in Eukaryota, Fungi, Ascomycota, Eurotiomycetes, Eurotiales, Trichocomaceae. The record is from RefSeq and is a predicted model, not a curated record. Bases 1 to 948 code for a protein of 315 amino acids.
AUGGCAAAUCCAACAGCCCUUCCAGAAUCGUACUCCUCGCUUCCCUUCAAGGACAUUCUGAUUUCACACGUCCCAGAAACAUGCCUUUCCCCUACGAAGGUUGUCCUGUUACGGCUAAAUCGACCGAACAAGCUCAACGCCGUGACUGCGCACAUGAUCGAAGAACUAAUAACUGCAUUCCAUUACUUUGAGGUCGACGAUCGAAUCAAGGCUAUUGUGGUCACAGGCGUGGGAAAAGGAUUUUGUGUUGGCGCCGACCUCGAAGUCGGGUUUUCCGGACUUCUUGAAAAUCUGAAGGGUGGUCCUACUGCAAUCAAUGCAUAUAGAGAUGGGGGCGGCAGAGUUGCACUCGCAAUCCAUAAUUGCCGUAAGCCGACGAUUAUGGCUAUUAAUGGCCAUGCUGCAGGGUUUGGGAUAACAAUGACACUCCCUGCUACGAUCCGGGUUGUCUCUGCGACAUCAAAGAUUAGUUUCGCAUUUUCAAGACGCGGUCUUGUUAUGGAAGCCUGCAGUUCCUAUUUCUUACCUAGACUUCUCGGGUUAUCGCGCGCGCUGCACUUGGUAACAACUGGUGGUAGCUACGCGGCAUCAGACCCAUUACUCGCCCAGCUCUUUUCAGAAGUGUUGCCUACACCCGGAGAGACAGUCUCUCGAGCAAUAGAAAUAGCAAAUGAAAUCGCAGCUCAUACAUCUACUGUGAGUACAGCUGUGAUGCACGACAUGAUGUACAGGAGUCCAUCGACCCCUGAAGAGGCGCAUUUGUUGGAAUCGAAAAUCUUUCUCACUACCUUGUUGUCGAGAGACAGCAAGGAGGGUAUGAAAAGUUUUCUGGAAAAGAGAAACCCUGGCUUCACAGGUACAAUGAGAACAGAUGCUCCGCAAGGAUGGCCGUGGUGGAAAGCCACAAAUGUAACAUCUCGUAUCGGAGCAAACAAGACCAAAUUAUAA